Messenger RNA from Ceraceosorus guamensis, 1487 nucleotides. RefSeq lists its product as hypothetical. The record is from RefSeq and is a predicted model, not a curated record. Gene Ontology annotation, cellular component: precatalytic spliceosome. The transcript is spliced from 2 exons. NCBI's taxonomy places the organism in Eukaryota, Fungi, Basidiomycota, Exobasidiomycetes, Ceraceosorales, Ceraceosoraceae. The coding region runs from base 168 to 1157 and encodes 329 amino acids. Gene Ontology annotation, biological process: mRNA splicing, via spliceosome. Gene Ontology annotation, molecular function: zinc ion binding; RNA binding.
GUCACGCAUGAGUGAGUAGCUCAAUCAUCUCCACUUCGGCCGCGUCCAACCCAACACCAAGAGACAUACAGCUGAGCAGCACGGCGUCCAUCUCACCUCUUCACCCCCAAGUCUUCGUCCCCACACGACCCUUUCGCGCUUCUAGCUCCCCUCCGCCACAAGCGAUAAUGUCCGAAUUCUGGGUCUCUCGCAAGAAAUGGACUUGUCCGUACUGCGACAUUACCAUCAACGAUGAUGUGCCUUCGCGCAUGCAGCACGAAAAUGGGCUUCGUCACAAAGGCAACGUAGAGAGGUCGCUGAAGGGCACGUACAGAAAGGCGGAGAGGGAGAGGAGGGAAGAGGAGACCGCGAGGAGGGAGAUGGCUGCCAUCGAGAGGGCAGCAGCAGCAGCGCAUGCUGCAGAUACGACGAGGGACGCUUCUGAAGCAAGUGUCAGCACCUCCAAGCCUUCAGCACCCACACCUUCCAAGACGGCUCCAGCCCCGGAAAAUACCUCUUGGAAGCCCUCGGACAAAUUGUCAGCCUACGGAACAGUGAGCGAUGCGUCCUAUGCUCAAGAGUCCUAUGAGUCCACUCGGCUCAAAGAAGAGCACGAAGCUGCACUGCGCGAGCAAGAGCUGGAACAAAGAAGAAAAGAGGAAGGGUUCGUGGGAGAGUGGGAGACUGUCACUCCUUCGAGGCCCGUCGUGAACAGAGCACCGAAUGCUCAGGAUGAGGGCACGGAGUACGAAGCUGCUCGUGCGUUUCAAGUGAAGGAAAAGACGGGGCUGCAUGCGCGCAACGACGACGAGGAGAAUGCGACGGAGGAGAUCAAGGUGAAGAAAAGGAGGAUGAAUGAUCAAGAGGCGAGUUGGAACGAGGAUGCGGUGAGGAGACGAAGGUUACCUCAAUGGCAAGGUCUCAAAUUGGAGCCUAAGCGAGAAGACUCGACGAUCGAAUCCCGUGUGGAUUCAUUUCGCCUGUCUGGUGGAUCUCCUGCGUCGCCCAAGAAGGAGCAAGAUGACAGCGCGGAUCCUCCGACGAAGGAGGUUGACGGCUCUUUGCGGGAGCCAAGCACGACUGGGCAGCCAGGAGCGGGCUCCGACGCCCCGAAAAGCAUGUUCAAGAAGCGCAAAGCAGGAGCAGGUGCGGGCGCAAAGAAGGUUCGAACUGUCUGAGCUUGUUCGCGCUCAGCACAUCUGAUAAGGCAUCGCACGCGCUUCAAUCGAGGGACCGCGCAUUACAGCGCUCGAACGAGGCGGAAGGCUCGAUAAACCUCAACAUUGUAUUUCUACUACCACGCAUGUAUACAGUGCGUCAUAGCAGAUCAUCAUCGUCAUCAUCCCCACCAAUCUGCUCCUUGUUCUUCGCCUGAUCCUCGCUCCUGACCUGUCCGGUGGUGGUAGCAGCGACAAAAGCUGGUCCGCCCGCGCUGCCAAUAGUGGCCGCACCAGCUCUUUUCCUAGAAGCAGCCUCUGCUCUAGCCAUUGGAUCAUCUUCCUCGUCUU